Messenger RNA from Nothobranchius furzeri (turquoise killifish), 1945 nucleotides. It is a transcript of the gene mbpb, whose product is annotated as myelin basic protein b. Lineage: Eukaryota; Metazoa; Chordata; Actinopteri; Cyprinodontiformes; Nothobranchiidae. The record is from RefSeq and is a predicted model, not a curated record. Gene Ontology annotation, molecular function: structural constituent of myelin sheath.
CCUUCAAAGAGCGACCCUCCGAGUCGGAUGAACUGCAGACCAUCCAGGAGCACAGCGGAGCGGCUUCAGAGUGCGGGUCGGAGAGCCCCGAGCAGGACUUAGAUUAGGCUGACUUUUGUUUUUUUCUUUCCCUCUCCUCUCUUUCUGUUCCUUUUCCAUCUUUGCGCUUUGCUCUCUCAUUUACGAGAGGCGCUUAAGUCCCCCCAACGUUCGACGAAUAAAAAUCAACCAACCAACAACAACCAUGGCUUCAGCUAGCAGCUCUGCUCAGGCCGCCUUCGGACUGGGCCGCAGAAAGAAGAACCCCGGGCUCUUGGAUCAAAUUGGGAAGUUCUUUGGAGGAGACAAGAAGAGGAAGGGCAAGGGUUCUUUCCGAGGUGCUCUCUCUCCAGCCCCUCAGAAAGCAUCAGUGACCUCACCGCGUAAACGUGGAGCAGAGAACGCCGUGGUCCACUUCUUCCGUACGAUCGUGAGUAAUGCCCCCGAAGAGCAACACCUCUCUAACACGUCAGGAGAGUCAGAGUGCUUCAGCAAUGUGUCCCCCGCCCCUCCCAAGUCUAGGUGGAGAGGACUAGCCACCAAGAUAGGCCUGGGACCCCAGAAGUCAAGCAAGAAGGCCAGUGCAGGGGACGGCAAAGGCACCCUGACUAGGAUCUUCAAAAUGUGAUGAUAUCAGCAGCAGAGGAAGCAGGAGUUCUUCUCCAGCCAAACGCUGAAGCCCCCACCUCCUCCAACACCAAGAGGGUACCUGUUCCUGAGCACAUGGAGGGGGAAUUCAAGAAACUUUCUCCCAACUGUCUCCUUUUAACACUUUAAUCCUAUUACUGCCCUCCUCCCCACACACUCUUUGUGCUGAUACAUAGCCACACAAUCUGCACCCCCCCCCCCCCCCCCACCCCCAUCCUGCUAUAAGUCUGUGCAGCCAUCAUCACCUGUGUGAACCGUACGCUGAAGCUGAUCCUGAAGCCGCUCACAUGUGCAGCCUGAAUGACACCCCACCCCCACCCUCACCCCACACGUAUUGUCUUAUUUCUAACUGAAGGUGGCUACACGGAGCAGACCUGGGGUAGGAGGUAAAGGCCGGUGCAGGUCUGACUGACUGGACCGUUACUGCCGCUCCCUGAUAGGCUGAAACCACCGGGCUGCUUCCGCGUUAGAAAAGAGCAGGUUUUUUGUUCUGUCUCUCUGUCUUUGUCCAACCUCUCCCAGCAUGUUUGAGCUUUGUUUCUGUGGAAGAUUAAACCCAUUUAGCAUAAUCGUCUGUGACUUUGUGGUCAUGAUGUGUUCCCUCUUGUGUCCGAGCUGUAGUGAAGUGUCCUGUUAUGAAUGUGGUACUGAUUUCAGAUCGGCCUUUCAUUUGAUAAACAUUUCUGUGAUUUUCAGUCCAGAAUCAUGACACGACUAAUGUCCACUUCCAGAACUGCGUUAUUUUAUGGUGAAGUUUUACAGCUUUAGUUUAAUCUCCAUAUUGUUUUGUUCUUAAGUGCCUUUCCCCCUGAUUACCAAAAAAAAAAAAAACUCAAAUGCACUGCAUCUUUUGGUGAAUAAUAAAGAAGAAAAAACACAAUUUCAAAAAGGUGCUCUUUAACUAACUGGAAUGAUGCAUCCUCUGGAAUAUGUGCGUUUUAAGUAAAACAAAAAAAUGUUAAUGUCAGCAGAAGAAAAGCUUGUCAUAGGAUGUGCUGCUGCAUCCAUCUUCCUAAAGCAGGUGUGUGAGUGUGAGUGUCAUGUACAACAUUCAUCUAUCGUAGUGUGUGUGUGUGUGUGUGUGUGUGUGUGUGUGUGUGUGUGUGUGUGUGUGUGUGUGUCAUGAGAUCCCUCAUUGUUUUUUUUUUCUUUCUGAAUGGAUCCUGAGAAUGAAUGUAAACAUCCUUCUCAUAUUGUAUGUGUAAUAAAACAUGACCGACCAUUUAACUGAAAAUAAAAAGUAAAAACUAUGAAUACA